Molecule: messenger RNA, 1451 nt
Organism: Physcomitrium patens
Lineage: Eukaryota; Viridiplantae; Streptophyta; Bryopsida; Funariales; Funariaceae
Product: 11-beta-hydroxysteroid dehydrogenase
Cellular component (GO): cytosol
Molecular function (GO): oxidoreductase activity
Source: RefSeq, a predicted model, not a curated record
UUCUUUUCCUUUUUCCUAGGUUCCUUCGUUCCUGUGUGCCUGAAAUUAAUUCCCUUUGGGGUCGGGCGAGGAGAGAGGUUCUUUUCCCCGUUCUGGCCUCAGACAUGAUUAAGACCGCGUUGCUCAAGAUUUCAUUUCAUUGUCGACUUAGGAGUGGCGUUUGUUGCGGGUUGGUGUCCUUUCACGAUUAGUUUUCAGCUACUCUGCUUCAGUGCGCAUUACCUUGAGGCUGAAUUUCAGAGAUCCUUCGGCACUUUUUGGUCGAUCAAUGGGAUUCCUUGGAAGCUUCCUCAACUUGGUAGUGCCACCAUCAGCUGCUGUGACGUUGCUGUUAGUCUGGCCGGUGCUGGCUCUCUACAAAACUAUGAUGUGGUGGUUGUCAUGGGUAUUGUAUGAGGACAUGCGAGGAAAAGUCGUACUAAUCACAGGAGCAUCAUCUGGAAUUGGAGAGCACAUAGCGUAUGAGUACGCGAAGAAGGGGGCUCGCCUCGCGCUCGUGGGACGGCGGGAGAAUUUGCUCAUGGAGGUUGCAGACAGGGCGAUAACGAGAGGGGCAUCAGAUGUGAAGGUCUUAGUCGGAGAUGUCACGAAAGAGGCAGACUGCAAACGUUUUCUAGAAGAAACGAUUCAAAAAUAUGGCCGGCUGGACCAUCUGGUGAACAACGCUGGAGUUGCUCACAGCUUCUUCUUUAGCGAGACAAAGGAUUUGAAGGCGCUGACAUCAACUUUGGACACAACAUUCUGGGGUCAAGUGUACAUGACGUACUUUGCAAUUCCGCAUUUGCGGCGCACACAUGGCAAGGUUCUCGUUAUGGCGUCUACUGCGAGCUGGCUGCCAUAUCCACGGCAAACACUAUACAAUGCUGGAAAGGCAGGUGUGUUAGCUUUCUUUGACACAUUACGAGUAGAGGUUGGUGACGUAAUUGGUAUCACCAUAGUCAUGCCGGGAUGGAUUGAAAGCGAGAUCACUAAAGGCAAAUUUAUACAUGAAGAUGGCGACAUAUGGACAGACCAGAUGGAACGAGACAUGCAUAUCGGUCCAGUGCCCGUGACAUCGGUAACUGAAUGUGCCAACGCUGCAGUGAAGGGCGUUAUUAGAGGCUCCCAUUAUGUGACGGUUCCAUUUUACUACUCUGCGUUUCUCUUAUACCGAAUGUUUGCUCCUGAAGUCUUGGAUUGGAUAUUCCGACUUAUUUUUGUUAAACAUCCCCAGAAGCCUCUGAGCAAACAGGUACUGAAAGCCUCAGAGGUUCACAGGGUUUUGUACCCAACAAGUAUUCAGAAGGCAGAUUAAAUCAUCAGAUCAUGAGACAGGUUGAUCUAUUCAGAGCUUUAGAAGGUUCAAACAUAAAAUGGGAGCAUAAUUCAUUUGAGAUGUUACUGUUCUAUUUGACUGCAUCUCACAUUGUAUGUGAUCUCCAUGAGUAAAAUUGGUGCUGCAAUUUACUAUC